CGUGUUUACUCAUGGGUGAUACUGAACCACCCGCCUCAUUUGCAUUACAGACAUAUAGAAACCAGGUUCCACGCAAACUUAACGCUUGCUGUUUGUUGAUAUGCUCGUGUCUUUCAAAUAGCUUUUAGCAGCACUGGAGGAAGCAGCUUGGCUUGCUGGAUUGCAGAGCAGGCUCACAGCCCAUCCAAAGCACAGGAGAAGGGACAAGAAAGACAACUGCAUCUGUAUUUGAUUUCUUGGCCGGUCUGUCCAUCAAAUUGGUUGGCAAGGUCGGGUGGUGGAAGGAAGCAGGGCUGGAGCUGUAGGAAGAAAAAGAACAGCAAGUGCUGAUUCUAAGUAUGCUGUUCCUCAUAGACUGGAUGCUGGAGAAGCUGGCACUGGAGAAGACCCUGUUCCGGACCAUGGUCAUCUCCAGCCUGUUCCUUUUUGUGUUGACUCUGCUCUUCCGUAUGCUCUUGAAAGCCUUCGGCAUUUGGCACCGCUAUUAUGAGAACUGCCGGAGACUGCGCUGCUUCCCAGAGCCUCCACGCUACAAUUGGCUCACAGGGCACAUGGGCAUGAUCAUGCCCAAUGAGGAGGGCAUGGCCAAAUUGGUCCAGCUGGUAACCACCUUCUCCCAGACGUUUGUGACAUGGAUGGGGCCCUUUCUGCCACUUGUGUUUUUGGUUCAUCCUGAUUAUAUCAAGCCAGUUACAACAGCCUCAGCUAUCAUUGCUCCCAAGGACAAACUCUUCUGUGCUUUCCUGAAGCCCUGGCUUGGAGAUGGACUGCUUCUGAGCAAUGGGAAUAAGUGGAUUCAUCACCGACGCAUGCUCACCCCGGCCUUUCAUUUUGAUAUACUGAAGCCCUACGUGAAAAUCUUCAACCAGAGCACAGACAUCAUGCAUGCCAAGUGGCACAAGCUGACCACAGCAGGUGUUGCCUCUCUGGACAUGUUUGAGCAGAUGAGCCUCAUGACACUGGACAGCUUACAGAAAUGUGUUUUCAGCUAUAACAGCAACUGUCAGGAGACAUCGAGUGACUACAUUUCAGCCAUCUUAGAGCUCAGCACUCUUGUCGUGCGCCGGGAGCAUAACCCAUUCUAUCAUUAUGAUUGGAUCUAUCGCCUGACAGCCGAUGGUCGCCGCUUUCAUCGCGCAUGUGACAUUGUGCACCAUUUCACAGCUGACAUUGUUCAGCAGCGGCGAAUGGCACUUAGCCGCGUGGGCCGCGAUGCCUGGCUGAAAUCCAAGCAGGGAAAGACUGUGGACUUCAUUGACAUUCUGUUGCUGGCCCAGGAUGAAGAGGGGCAUCACCUGUCUGACGAAGACAUUGCAGCUGAGGUGGACACUUUCAUGUUUGAGGGCCAUGACACCACAGCAAGUGGUUUGUCCUGGGUGUUGUACAAUCUGGCUCGACACCCAAAGUACCAAGACCAGUGUCGAGAAGAGAUUCAGGAUCUGCUGAAAGGCCAAGACAUAGAGGAGAUUGAAUGGAACGAUCUCUCCCAAAUGCCCUUCACCACCAUGUGUAUCAAGGAGAGCUUGCGCCUCCACCCACCAGUCAUAGCCGUGUCUCGGAGCUGCACUGAGGAUGUGAUGCUGCCUGAUGGACAGAUUAUCCCUAAAGGGAAUAUUUGCCUUAUCUGUAUUUUUUCGAUCCAUCACAAUCCUGCUGUCUGGCCUGAGCCUGAGGUCUACAACCCAUACCGCUUUGAUGCAGGAACCUCACAGCACCGCUCCCCACUGGCCUUUGUGCCCUUCUCAGCAGGCCCCAGGAACUGCAUUGGACAGAACUUUGCCAUGUCAGAGCUGAAGGUGGUCCUGGCCCUGACAUUACUGCGCUUCGUGGUGCGCCUAGAUGAGAGCAGACCGAUACGGCGCAAGCCAGCACUAAUCCUGCGGGCAGAGGAAGGGCUGUGGCUGCAAGUGGAGCCACUGCCUGCCAAGCCUUGAGCCGAACACACACACCCUGCUCUUUGCACUUCAGUCCCGACUGCAAAGAAGAUUUGUGAUGGCAAGAGAGGCUCUCUGCCUUAAGUGGCAUGGAAGGCAGGGCCACACCAUGAAUGAUGCAUCUCUCUCCCCUCCACCCCUGUGGCUGCCUUGCCGUUGCUGCACAGCCUUACGUGUCUGCCUUGCCAUCAUGCAGGGCAAAAAGAUGUGUGUUAACAGUUAAUAUAGCUAUAUUAAAGCUAUAGAUGUAUUUGACCAUAAAAUGCAGUUUCAACAUU
Molecule: messenger RNA, 2212 nt
Organism: Hemicordylus capensis (graceful crag lizard)
Lineage: Eukaryota; Metazoa; Chordata; Lepidosauria; Squamata; Cordylidae
Product: ultra-long-chain fatty acid omega-hydroxylase-like
Exons: 14
Coding region: 339-1934 (531 amino acids)
Molecular function (GO): iron ion binding; monooxygenase activity; oxidoreductase activity, acting on paired donors, with incorporation or reduction of molecular oxygen
Source: RefSeq, a predicted model, not a curated record